Molecule: messenger RNA, 4617 nt
Organism: Pollicipes pollicipes
Lineage: Eukaryota; Metazoa; Arthropoda; Thecostraca; Pollicipedomorpha; Pollicipedidae
Gene: DAAM
Product: disheveled-associated activator of morphogenesis-like protein
Biological process (GO): positive regulation of actin filament polymerization; actin cytoskeleton organization
Molecular function (GO): small GTPase binding; actin binding
Source: RefSeq, a predicted model, not a curated record
GCCCCCGCCCGCCGACCGGGCACCGCGGUGUGAACAGGCGGUGAUGUGCCAGUGCUGACGGUGCUCAGUGGGUGACCCGUGACUGGACCUGGCCGGCGAGGAGCUCGGACCGUCGUCCUCGGCGCGGCCGUUCGCGCCGUAUCGAUCUCGACGAGCGCCGCCGGUCGCCGGUCGUCGCUCGACGCAGGGGCGUCGCGGAGCAGGCGCGGGUCGAGCCCCCGACACAGAGUGCGUCGGAGCAGCGAGAUGAACGUCGGAUAGAGCGAGAGCCGUCCACGGGCGCGUCGAAUGCUCUGCUCUCGUUCGGCCGUCUCCAGACAUGACUGAGACGGAGCUGAAGGCGCCGUCGGCGGACGCGGCCGAGUCGCCGGCCGGCGCGCCGGAGCCGGACGUCGACGCCGGCUCGCUGUGGUGCCCGCUGGGGCGGCUGGGCACGCUCGGCUCCGAGCUGAGCGCGCGUCUGACCGGCGGCCUCUCCCGGCUCGACUGGAGCGCCUUCGGCCGGCCCAAGAUGCCGCUCAAGGGCGUGCGCACCCAGCUGCGCUGGUGCCGCUGUCUCCAGAAAGACGAGCCUCCGGAGAUCACCUACUGCGUCAGCAAGUCUGGUGACGCUCUCCACCUCCAGAUGCUGACACCUACGCAGCCCAUGCCGCGUGCCGACGAGGUGGAAGCCAAGUUUCUGGAAGUGCUGGAGGAACUGGAUCUAACGGCGGCAAACCGGUCAGCCAUGCUGGACCUGCCGCUCGAGAAAAAAUGGCAGCUCUAUUGCAGCCGAAAGAAAAAGGACGACACGGACAACGGGAACGGCCACAGCUACCUGGCCCGGCUGCCCGACUAUUACAUCGACAAGAUCAGCACGCUGAGCGGGCUGCCGUUCCCCGCCUCGAGUGACGAAGAGGUGACCAAGCGCACCAAGCAGCUGGAGUCGCUGCGGACCGCCCUGCGCACGCAGCCCAACUCCUUCGUCAUCAAGUUCCUGGAGCUGGAGGGCCUCGAGGCGUGCCAGAGGUUCCUCAACUCUAUGGACCACAAGACAUCGGAGAGCAGCAUCCACAGCAGCCUCAUCGGAUGUGUUAAGGCGCUGAUGAACAACACGAAUGGCAGGUCUCAUGUGCUGGUACACCCAGACGGACUCAACGUGAUCUCCCAAAGCCUCUCCUGCGAGAAUAUCAAGACCAAGGUGUCCGUUCUUGAGAUUCUGGGCGCUGUGUGCCUGGUGCCGGGCGGACACAGGAAGGUCCUGGAAUCCAUGGCUUACUACCAAAAAUACGCCGGGGAGAGGACCAGGUUUCAGAGAAUCGUCAACGAUCUGGAUCGGUCCACGGGCACCUACGCUGACGAUGUGAGCCUAAAGACGGCCAUCAUGUCCUUCGUCAACGCCGUGCUCAGCUACGGCGCCGGCAAGGAGAGCCUCGAGUUCCGACUUCACCUACGCUACGAGUUCCUCAUGCUCGGUGUGCAGCCGGUCAUCGACAAGCUGCGCUCUCUCGAGAACGAAACCCUGGACAGGCAUCUGGACUUCUUUGAGCUGGUGCGCACCGACGACGAGCGCGAGCUGGCCAGGCGGCAUGGGGAGGUGCACGUGGACACCAAGUCGGCCACGGCUAUGUUCGAGCUGCUGAGGAACAAGCUGAACAACACGGCCGCCUACCCGCACCUGUUGUCGCUGCUGCAGCACUGCCUCUUACUGCCCCUGGACUACGGCACGCAGCCGCACCACUGGCUGCUGUUCGACCGGAUCUGCCAGCAGAUGAUCCUCCAGUCGGAGGGGGGCGAGGACCGCGACCUGCGGCCCGUCGACAUCAACGUCAACACAGUGGUCCAGAUGCUGGCCAAAGAGGAGGAGCUGCGAGGGGCUUUGACUAAGGCGGAGGAGCUGGAGAAGGAGAACCUGGACCUGAUGACCAAGCUCAGCGAGAAGGAGCAGGAGUGCGACGUCAAGACCCAGGAGAGGGAUGACCUCAGCUCCAGUCUUAACCGGCUCCAGGAGAAGUUCGAGACGGAGGCUAUGGGCCACCUGCAGGCCAUCCAGCGGCUGCAGGAGCUGCAGUACAGCUCCGGCCGCGGCCUGAAGGACGCCAGCUCGGACCAGGCGGCCAGCGUCGGCUCUGGGCUGCCCUCGCGCUCCGUGGUCGGUGCCGGCUCGCCGCCGCCGCCACCGCCGCCGCCGCCGCCGCCUCCGCCGCCGCCGGGCGGCGUCCCGCCGCCGCCACCGCUCGUCAACGGCGUGGCGGCGACGACCAAGCAGAAGAACGUGCCGAAGGCCGGCAACCCGCUCAAGAGCUUCAACUGGUCCAAGCUGCCGUCCAACAGGAUCAACGGCACCAUCUGGAGCGACCUCGACGACGAGCGGCUGUACAGCUGCAUCGAUCUGGCGGACGUGGACCGGACGUUCUCGGCGUACCAGCGCCAGCACGGCCAGCUGGACAGCUCGCUGGACGACCUGACGAACGCCGGCACGCUGACGCGGUCACGCAACAAGGUCAUCAGCGUGGUGGACGCCCGGCGAGCGCAGAACUGCACCAUCCUCCUCUCCAAGCUGAAGCUCACCGACAAGGAGAUCAAACUGGCCCUGAUGUCGAUGGACGCCAAGGACCAGCUGCCGCCGGACAUGGUGGAGCAGCUGCUGAAGUUCACGCCAUCCGCUGAGGAGAAAGCGCUACUGGAAGAGCACAGCGAUGAGCUGAAGAGCUUAGCCAGGGCCGACCGCUUCCUGUAUGAAAUAUCACAGAUCACCCACUACGAGGCGCGCCUCAAGUCGCUCUUCUAUAAGAAGCGCUUCAACGAGCGUCUGGCUGAGAUCCGGCCUCGGGUGGCAGCGGUGGUGGAGGCCGCUAAGGAGCUGCAACGCAGUCGCCGGCUCAAGAAGCUGCUGGAGCUGGUGCUGGCGUUCGGCAACUACAUGAACCGCGGUCAGCGCGGCAACGCCCAGGGCUUCCGACUGGAGAGCUUGCGCAGGAUCGGCGACACUAAGUCGAGCACGCGCAAGCACGUGACGCUGCUGCACUACAUCGUGGAGCUGCUGGAGACCAAGUUCCCCGACGUAUUGCGCCUGGAGGAGGACCUGAGCAAUGUGCGCGAGGCGUCCAAAGUCAGCAUGAGCGAGUUGCAGAAGGACAUGUCGCUGAUCCGAGCCGGUCUGAAGGACAUCCAAAAGGAGCUGGACUACCAGCGGACGCGGCCGGCCGACAGCGGUGACCUGUUCGUGCCCACCAUGAAGGAGUUCGCCGCCAAGGCCACCUACAAGUCGCGCCAGCUGGAGGACGAGUUCGCCGAGAUGAAGAGCAGGUUCGAAAAGGUGGCGCACUUCUUUGGCGAGGAUCCCGCGAGUGCACAUCCAGAUGAGUUCUUCGGCAUCUUUGACGCCUUUUUGAACUCCUUCAUGAUGGCCACGGAGGACAACAUCAACGUCAGGAAGAAGAGGGAGGAGGAGGAGAAGCGUUUGCGGCACGAGCAGGAGCUGAAGCAGAUGACGCUGCAGCGGCGCGGACACCGCGAGUCGCAGCUGAAACGUGACGGCGCCGAGCUCGAGCCCAAGCACGACCAGAACCGCGAGUUCGACGACCUCAUCUCGGCACUGCGCACCGGCGAGGUGUUCUCCGAGAGCUUCCGCUGCGCCAAGCGCAAGAAGAAGAGCCCGCCGAGCCUGAGCCGGCGCGAGAGCCGCUACGAGGAGAGUCGGGAGCGCGCCAUACGCAUCGUGUAGCCGACCGGCGCGCCGCCGCGCGCGCGGGACUCUAGUCUGCGGUGCUUGGUCGCUGUGCGGCGGGCCGCGGGCCGUCAGCUGCGGGCAGUGGGCCAUGGGUCGCAAGCCGUGGGCCGUGGACUGUCGGCCGUGGGUCCUGGACCGCGAGCCGUGAGCCGUGGGUCGCGAGCCAUGGGUCGCGAGCCGUGGGCCGUGGACUGUCGGCCGUGGGUCCUGGACCGCGAGCCGUGGGUCGCGAGCUGUGGGCCGUGGGUCAUGGACCGUGAGCCGUGGGUCGCGAGCCGUGGGCCGUGGAUUGUGGGCCGUGGGUUCUGGACCGUGAGCCGUGGGUCGCGAGCUGCCGGCCGUGGGUCAUGGACCGUGAGCCGUGGGUCACGAGCCAUGGGUUGCGAGCCGCUGCCCAUGUGCCGCGAGCUGCGGGCCGCGGGCCGUGGGCUGCAUCGUCUGCCGGACGAGCUGUGGUUGGUCAUACGAACGAGCGGGGCGCGACGUGCGCAGCCGGAGCGUGGCUCGCUCGUGCUUGCUCGUGCGCGCCUCUCUGCCGCAAUCCUUGUUUGCGCCGGGUGUAAGUGGAUGUUUAGCGCGAGGUGAGACUGCUCGCGGUGGGGUGAUCGGCCGGGUGCGGGUGCCCGGCCGGCUGCGGGUGCUGGCGGCUGAGGAGAGAAGCGGACGUCCGGCCGGGCGGCCGUGUCAGGAGCUGUAGCUAAUGUGAUUUUCGCGCCGCGAAUCAUGCAAUGAGUACAUAUGCAUGUGUGUUUAAUUGUGUGUAAAUGUUUCGGGCCAGGAUGAGCCGGCGCAUUGUUUCGCUUGUAAGGAUGCUCAGCUCUCUUAUCAAUAUAUGGCCUUUUGUAAUUUUAUGUGACCCGUUUGCACAUUUCUAGUGUCGCUCUAAAUACAAACCUCAUAGGCUA